Ochotona curzoniae (black-lipped pika) is the source of this 1152-nucleotide messenger RNA. RefSeq names its product chromosome unknown C11orf42 homolog (gene CUNH11orf42). The transcript has 3 exons. NCBI's taxonomy places the organism in Eukaryota, Metazoa, Chordata, Mammalia, Lagomorpha, Ochotonidae. Bases 61 to 1062 code for a protein of 333 amino acids. The record is from RefSeq and is a predicted model, not a curated record.
GGGCAGCUUGGGGUUCCUGCAGCAGCCACUACCCUGCCCAAACCCUCCCACUCCCCAGCCAUGUUGGUUGGUACCCCUCACCUGCUAACACUGGAUGAAGCUGAUGCCACAUGGACCCUCAUCAAAGAUAAGGUCAUUGAGGAGCGCUUUGGGUCCAAUGUAGUGGCGGUACCGUUCCUGUCAGAUGCAGCCUGCUAUGACCUACUGGGUGUGCUGGUGAAACAGUCCCGCCCAGCCCACACCCGCCUGGCUUUGCCAGGUCGACAGGGUCGGAGGGCACUGAAACCAGUGGGGCCUCUGCCAAGCCUCCUGGAGCAGGCAGGAUCUGAGGGUGCCUUUGCCCACUGCACUCGGGAAUACUCACCAAACGGCCGGGCAGAGAUUGCCUAUGAAGAGACGCGACUGUUGGAUGGGCAGCCCUGCCGGAUCCGCCUACAUAUGGGUGGCCUACGUAAGAAGAUUGCCUUCCUGCUGCUGCCGCCAGGGCAGGUGAGCUUACAGCAGACUCUCCCCUGGCUCCGGAGCAUCCACAGCAUUUAUGUUAUCUACCAGGUCUUCUCCUGCUCCUGGCUGCAGCUGGGACUGUUGCCCACAGCCAGUGAGCCCCAGCUGCUCCGGUUACAGCGGUCACUACCUGUUGCCUUUUCCUGCCUCAAGUUUUCAUUGCAGCCCAAGGGUGUGCUGGGACCACAAAAAUCUCUGACUAAAGACCCACUGCCCCAUGGAGUCAACUGGGUCAGACCCAACCUCAGCAUCAUGACAACUCUGGCCCCCACAUCAGCACCUGCUGAUAUCCCCGAAGCUGCUGAUGUACCCCCACCUACCCCAGCCCCGCCAACACCUCCUCCCCAGGAAGGGCCAGAGGGAAGACCCACCAGAUUCUCCUACAAGGGUAGAAACCUCUUCCGGAGGGGGCCCCAGAUGCUGUCAGAGAACUGGCUCUUCAGCCCCCGCAGCCCCCCACCAGGAGCCCAGGGUGGGGGACCCGGGGAUCCCGACCGGCACUCCAUGUCCCUGCCCCUGCUGCAGGGUCUGUCCUCGGAGUUCGACAGCGACGACUGAAGCUGAGGCAAGAGAUGCAGGGGGCAAAGCCCCCAAGAUAUGACAUAGGGAUACUGGUCCCCAAUAAACAUCAGCUGCUGCUCCCCCAAA